CCUUUUCGUAGGCCAUGUUCCCUUUGGACUCCGCUUGGAACAUUUCUUUCGCCGGCUGCGGCUUUCUGGGGGUCUACCACAUCGGCGUGGCCAGCUGCCUCCAGGAGCAUGCCCCUUUCCUCGUCGCCAACGCCCGGAAGGUGUACGGGGCUUCGGCCGGUGCGCUCACCGCUACCGCCCUCGUCAGCGGCGCCUGCCUCGGUGAGGCUGGUGCCAGCAUCAUUCGAGUGUCUAAAGAAGCACGAAAGAGGUUCCUGGGUCCACUUCACCCCUCUUUCAACUUGGUGAAGAUCAUUCGGCUCUGCCUGUCCAAGACUGUGCCAGAGAAUGGGCAUGAGGUGGCAGCAGGACGCUUGGGUAUUUCCCUCACACGAGUGUCUGAUGGAGAAAACGUCAUACUGUCAGACUUCCAUUCCAAGGAGGAACUGAUCCAGGCCUGUGUCUGCAGCACCUUUAUUCCUGUCUACUGUGGGCUGAUACCUCCAACGUUGCGUGGAGUGAGAUAUGUUGAUGGAGGAAUUUCUGACAACUUGCCACGAUACGAGCUGAAGAACACAAUCACGGUGUCUCCAUUCUCAGGAGAGAGUGAUAUCUGCCCACGAGACAGUUCCACAAACAUGCAUGAGCUGAGAGUCACCAAUACAAGCAUUCAGUUCAACCUUCGCAACCUCUACCGCCUCUCAAAGGCCCUCUUUCCUCCAGAGCCACAGGUGCUGCGGGAUAUGUGCAAGCAGGGCUAUCGGGAUGCCCUGCACUUCCUGAAGAAGAAUGGUCUCCUUCACCUUAAUCGUCCAAGUCCUGCUGGUCCUCUCCUUGCAAUAGAAGCCCCUCCAGGAGAGAAGAAAGAGGAAGAAAAAGAAGCUGAGGACCAGAACAACACUGCCCUUGCUGUCGUUGAAGACCACAUAUUUGAACACUUGCCUCCCAAACUGAACCAAGCUCUUUUGGAGGCUUGUGCGGAAAGAAGAGGUCUCUUGACUGGUAUUAGCAACACGCUGCCUAUGCGUGUGGCCACUGCCAUGAUGGUCCCCUACCUGCUGCCUCUGGAGUCUGCUGUUUCCUUCACUGUCAGGUUGCUGGAAUGGCUUCCAGAUAUCCCUGAGGAUAUUAGAUGGAUGAGGGAGCAAAUAACUGAAAUCUGCAACUAUCUUGUGAAGAAAGCCAAGAAACUGGGCAGCCAUCUUUCAGCCAGGCUUUACUAUCAUCUUGAGCUUGGUGGGCCCCAGAGCCUGCCAAUUUCUUCAGCAUCUCCUUGUGGUGAAGCAAUGCCUAUAUGGAUGAGAAGCAACCGUUCCCUGUCUGAUGUCAUGCUGAAGUGGGAGGAGUACCAGCGUCAGCUUGUGAUGGGCUUACUCUGCAUCAAUGUGGACAUGCAGGCAUCCCUCUUCCCUUGGGAAGGAUUUCAGAUGAAAUUUCCACCUUUGGACUGUGCAAAAGAGUGCCUGCCACUCUUCUGAGCCUGCU
This is a messenger RNA of Meleagris gallopavo (turkey), 1464 nucleotides long. RefSeq names its product patatin like domain 2, triacylglycerol lipase (gene PNPLA2). Gene Ontology annotation, cellular component: membrane; lipid droplet; cytoplasm. Gene Ontology annotation, biological process: positive regulation of triglyceride catabolic process; triglyceride catabolic process; lipid homeostasis. Gene Ontology annotation, molecular function: triacylglycerol lipase activity. The record is from RefSeq and is marked provisional. Lineage: Eukaryota; Metazoa; Chordata; Aves; Galliformes; Phasianidae.